AUGCCGCGACAAAACUGGCGAGCAACCACUCCUCCAAUCGCCAAGGCCACCGCGACCCAAACCUGCGUACCAUAUACACUUUCAGGAGGAUGGACAAUCUCUCUCUCCCCAUCAUCCACAAUCACCCUUGCCUCCGAUGCAACGGUAACGCCGGACUGCUACACGAGCACGCACCCGCCGUCCUCGACCGCGACCUCUGGGGACAUAGCGUCAGCCGACUCGCUCGCGGCCAGCGAACUCCGGGACCCAUUCUAUGCUUCUACCAUCCCCAUGGCGUACUCCAUAUCUGCGACUACGACGCUGGCGUACGUACUGUUGUUUCUGCUGUUCUUACCGAGCCCCCCGAAUUCGAGACCUUGGCUGCAGAAGGUUGCUACUCUCACGGUGGUUAUUUGCUUGACUACUGCUUUUGCGGAGACGACGACGGUACUGGAGCAAGAGUACUCCCUUCGCGGGUCCAGCUUAUACAGCAUGACCAACGAAGCUCGCCAAGUCCGCCGCCAGGUCGUCGGCGGAACAUUCAUUCGGAUAGGGAGAAUAAUCUCGGACCUCUUUCUUUGGUUGGCACAAGUGCAAACGCUAAUCCGGCUCUUUCCUCGCGAGCGCGAAAAAGUGAUUAUUAAAUGGGCGGGUUUCGGACUCAUCCUUCUGGACACUAUAUUCUCCAUCUUACAAACCUUCGUUUCCCCUCUGUCUUCAGACCCAGAUUCGUUCCUCGAUGCAAUCCCUGCUCUAUCAUAUCUUUUCCAGAUCGCCUUGUCACUGCUAUAUGCUUCGUGUGUGCUUUAUUACUCAUUCGCAAAGAGGAGGUAUAGUUACUUCUACCCCCCCUUAUUUUCGAGGUCCCCGCCGGGGAGUAGGAGGUAUGGUGGUAGAAGUAUCAUCCUGGUUGCGAUUCUGAGUAUCGCGAGUGUGCUCACGCCGAUCGUGUUUUUUGUCCUGGAUAUCGCGCAGAAGGACCUCGCGGGGUGGGGGGAUUACGUCCGUUGGGUUGGAGCGGCAAGUGCUAGCGCGGUAGUCUGGGAAUGGGUGGAUAGAAUUGAAGAGCUCGAAAGGGAAGAAUGCAAGGGUGGGGUUCUAGGAAGGGAAAUCUUCGACGAAGACGAGGACGAGGACGGAUUUCAAGGUGACCACCGACGUCGCCAGCAUUUCGGCCAUGGCGGCGGCAACAACGGGGGAGAUGGAGGGCUAAGCCGAGAAACAACUGUAACUAGCGAGAGCACAAACUACGCCAUCAACGCUCGCAGCAUCGACCCCCCACUGAAUAGACUAAACACUCCUUCUAGCUCAUACACCGCCCGGGAACGAAUCGUCCGUUCCAAUAGCACCGCUUCCAUCCAUCACCUCUCCACCGCUUCACCUACCCCGCCUCCCCAGGCGGCAAAGUCUUCAUCGUCACCGCACACAAUAGAAGAAACCCAAGAAGCUGCCGACACCGACCACCGAACACACAACGUUUCCACCAUGAAUACCACUGUUUCCUCCUCCUCCCGCAUACAGUUCUCCUCACAGCCCCAAACGGACUCUGCACCCCCGCCGCCGCUUCCUCUGUCAGUCACACCGUCAAUGCAAGAAACGCCAUCGAACGAAUGGGGUUUCCGACGCAAAAAGCGGAAAGAGGUCAACCCCCCACUACCCGUCGCGUUCAUUCCUGCGCCGCGGCGCGGGAGACGCGGGAGUUGGGGGGCUGUGGAAAGGGCGAGGAACGAAGCCAUAGGGAGGGGAGACGAGGGGUAG
Molecule: messenger RNA, 1737 nt
Organism: Tuber melanosporum (Perigord truffle)
Lineage: Eukaryota; Fungi; Ascomycota; Pezizomycetes; Pezizales; Tuberaceae
Exons: 1
Coding region: 1-1737 (578 amino acids)
Biological process (GO): cellular response to pH
Cellular component (GO): plasma membrane
Source: RefSeq, a predicted model, not a curated record